GUAUUUUUAUAGGUAUCACUUAACAUAUGUGGAUAGAAUUAGAUUAAUUCAAAUAAAUUGUAGAUGAACAUGUGGAUGAUGAAUGAUAUUAAUUAAAAUUUAUAAUGGAAUUCGAAAAACAAUUAUACAGAAUUCAUGAAAGAAUACUAUCUGGAUUAGUAUUAAGAAAGAUUUUUAAGGCUGGCUCUUAUCUGUUUCCAAUAUUAACAAUUUUGGGACUGUUUUUAAUUUUGUUAUUAUAAUUUAGGGAAUAGUAUAUUGGCUUCUUGGACUAAGAAAAAUAGGGUAUUUAAUUACAUCAGAUUAUAGAAUAAUUCAAUAAUCAAACAAUAUACAUUUUCAAUAUAACAAAUGCCGAAUUAUAAGAAAAAAAUGAAUCCUUUCUCUCAAUGAAAUUUACAAUUAACAAAAGUUUUCUUUAUAUGAAAAAUGAAUUUCAACAGAAAUACAAUUUUUCAGUUGAAACACAUUUUAUUGAUGUGAAUUUUUACAUGAAAGGAUUUAAUUCUAUUUUGUGUUUAGCAACAAAUUUAGAAACAAUGUUUAUAAUAGAUUUUAUUGAUUUCUUUUAAGAGAAUGAUAUUCAACUAUUGAAUCAACAUACGAAUGAAACUUGGAGUUGGAAUGUAGAGCAAUUGAAAAGUUGAAUAUAUUGAUUUAUAUUUAGAAAGUAAUGUUGUUGCUUAUGAUUAAAGAAUUUAUGCAACAGUAUUAACAUUUAUAAAAUGUAUUUCUGGAAUAUUUCUUUAGUCAAUUUUGGCUUCAAUUUAUAUGAAAAUGUCGAUAAUUUGUACACCUAUUUUAAUUAUUUAUGUGGGUAUUUGUUUUAUAAUAAUGAUCAUAGUGAGUUGCAUGUAUAUCUGUUAGAAUGAAGAUAUAUAGGUAUAAGCAUUAAUUGGGGCAUUUCCUUGGGUAGGAUAAUAUUUAGAUAUUUUGAAUAGAAAUAAUAAAUUCAAAUAAGAGUUGCUUAAUUCUUUUAUUUAAAUGUUAAUUUUAUUUUACUUGCUUUAUUUUUUUUAAUUUAGUGGUUAUAGUGGUUCAAUAUAAUUAUUUGCUAAAAGUUACCCAAGAGGAUUGAGUGAAAAUUUUUUUUCGUAACAAUGAUAAAUUAAUUAGAUCAUUCCUUUUAAAUGAAUUUGUGAAUAUCAUAUUUUUAAGAACAAGAUCAUCCCUAUAUUUUGUUCCAAAAUAUAUAGGACUUACUUAUAUAAUAUUCAUAUAUUACUUUGAAACCACUACUUAUGGAUAUUACAAUUUAGCAUUUUAAAUUUGUAUUUGUUUAUAGUUUUCUAUAAUUUCUUAUUUUUUACUUUAUUUUGAAAUAGCGGCUCUAGACUGGUCAACAAUGUCUCCAUAUACACCUUCAUUUGAUCGUCCUAGGGUAUUCUAUAGCCCAAUAUUUAACAUGAACUGGAUUAAUGACAUCCCAAGUUUAUGGACUAUGUUUUACCCUCUUUGUGGAAGAAGGUUUUUAUUUAUUUUUAUAGUUUAGGUUUUUCUAAAUAUAGAAUUUAGCACUUGUAGAUAACAAUCUUAUAUUAUUAAAUAAUUUGUUAUAAUAACAAGAUAUUGACAAUGUUCCUGCUUAAGUUCCUAUUUUAUUAGUUUAAGAUCAUUUACCUUAAUAAUAAUAAAUUAAUCAACCAGAAAUUUAAAUUUAAGAUGUUUAAAUUAAUUAGUAGUUUGUAAUCAAUGUUGAUAAUAUACUUGGAAAUGAUUAACCAUUAUAAUAAAAUUAACUUUUGUGA
Molecule: messenger RNA, 1748 nt
Organism: Paramecium sonneborni
Lineage: Eukaryota; Ciliophora; Oligohymenophorea; Peniculida; Parameciidae
Source: the annotation of a GenBank genome assembly